AUGGCCCAGGCGGAGGAGUCCCACCUCAGGAUUGUGCUGGUUGGAAAAACUGGAGUAGGGAAGAGUGCAGCAGGAAACACUCUUUUAAAGAAGAAGCUCUUUUGGUCUAAGCUGUCCGCGUCCUCGCUGACCAGCGAGUGUCAGAAGGAAACCACAGAGUGCGGAGGCCAGACCCUGGCUGUGGUGGACACUCCGGGCCUGUUCGACACCAGCAGAACCGAGGAGUUCGUGGAGAGAGAGAUCGCCAACUGCAUGUGUCUUGCCUCCCCAGGUCCCCACGUCUUCCUGGUGGUGCUGCAGCCGGGCAGAUUCACCAGAGAGGAACAAGAAACUGUGAAGAUAAUCCAGACCAUGUUUGGAGAACAAGCAGCGCGCUUCACCAUGGCUCUGUUCACACACGGAGAUGACUUAGAGGACGAGGGAACCACAAUUGAAGAGAUCUUCAAAGCAAACCCAUUGCUCAAUCAGUUCAUCAGUCAGUGUCAUGGAGGCUAUCAUGUGUUCAACAACAAGAAAAAGGACGACCAACAAGUUGAAGAGCUGGUGAAGAAGAUCAACACCAUGGUUCAAAGAAACGAAGGAAAGUACUUCAGCAACGAAAUGUUCCAAGAUGUAGAGAAGUCCAUCAUGGAGGAAAAGGAGCGGCUUCUGAAGGAAAACCCAGGUAUGAGCGACAAAGAAGCCAGAAAAAUGGCAGAGAAGGGCAACUCCUUCACCAAGGCCAUGCGGCAAGGCACUGCCAUCGGAGCGGUUGCUGGUUUCCUGGGGGGUCCGCUGGGGUCUGCAGUGGGAGCAGCUUUCGGGGCCGUGUUUGGGGCCAUUUCUGUGGCAACGAAGAAAAAAGACUGCACUAUUCAGUGACGAUGGGCGCCACCUGUCUGUGUGAAUCUGCUGGAUGACCCUGCAAUAACUCCUCACAGAUCUUCACUGAUCUUCUUCCUCAUGAAUGUGUGAGGAGACUUCAGGGGGGCGGGGCCUUUCUCUGUGGGUUUCACCAAUGUUCUACUGAUCAGGCUUUUCUUCGUCAUUAUUUCUUCGUGUCUGUCUCCAUCUAUUAGCUCUAUUCUUUGCUUGCUUUUUCCAAAUAAAGUCUUCCUCAAAGCCCGCGUUUCACUGUGACUUUAUUUCUGCAAACACAGAAAUCAAAAACUGUGCAGAUUGAUGGUCUCCAACGCUCCACUCACAACCUGUGUCAUUUACAGGCUCAGACCUGAGGGUGGUGCUGGUGGGUCAAGAGAAGGUGGGGAAGAGCUCAUCUGGA
Molecule: messenger RNA, 1261 nt
Organism: Oryzias latipes (Japanese medaka)
Lineage: Eukaryota; Metazoa; Chordata; Actinopteri; Beloniformes; Adrianichthyidae
Source: RefSeq, a predicted model, not a curated record